AUGUCUAUAGUUACUGUUUUUGUACAGAGUGAUAAUGCGUCUUCAGAAAGGCGUUUUGAUAAAGGUAUCACCAUUAGUCAAUUGAAAACAAAACUCGAACCUAUCACUGGAGUACCAGCUGAAUCACAAUUAUUACAAUUAUAUAACGGUGAUACUCUGGUUACCUCUGUUGAAGGUGACAAUUACAUGCUAGGUGCCUUUCCUGUUGAUAAUUUUAUGACGUUGAAGGUUAUUGAUACUAAUCCUAGCAGUCAUAGAAAUCAAUAUAAUGAUUUAUCACUGGUGGAAAAAUAUGAAUUGCCUGAAGAAGAAUAUGCGAAACGCACAGGAAAGUUGUCCUACAUAAUCAUCAUUAUCUCACUUGCUCAUUCUCAAACCUCUGAUUCAGAUACUUUUGAGGAAGAGGCCAAAAAUAUAAAAGUUGGGGAUCGCUGUGAGGUAGAUUUUGGUGAUGCUGAAGGAUUAAAGCGUCGAGGAACUGUCAAAUAUGUUGGUGAAACCAAAUUUAAGCCUGGUUAUUGGGUUGGUGUACAGUAUGAUGAACCAGUUGGAAAACAUGAUGGUGUUGUUCAAGGCGAACGAUAUUUUUCUUGUCCUGAUAAGUAUGGUGCAUUUGUUAGACCGAAUAAGGUGAAAGUAGGUGAUUACCCAGAAGAAGAGUUUGAGGAAAUGUAG
Messenger RNA from Dentiscutata erythropus, 675 nucleotides. The record is from the annotation of a GenBank genome assembly. Lineage: Eukaryota; Fungi; Glomeromycota; Glomeromycetes; Diversisporales; Gigasporaceae.